AUGUCUUCCAAAGCUGUGAAUGUGCCCACCGAUACCAAACAGAAGGAGAAGGUUACUGAGAACAAAAACAAACAGGAUAUCAACCAGAAGCUCCAGCUGUUUGGGAUCUAUCAUGCAUUCAAGAAUAGUAAACUCCCUUCGGCGACGACCUUUCUCCAUAUACUAACCGAGCCUCUUACCGUCUCGCAGAACAAACAGUGUGAUGUCGCCUUGAACAGUGCUCUGAACUCCAAGGCGCUCUCCUCGCCCCCGGAUGGGCUCUCCAGCGAAGGCAAGGUCCUGGUGAAGGACGUGCGCAAUGUCAUUGAACAGGCGAAAUUGAUGCUCCUGUCCAAGAACGAGGGUGAGCUGUUGCAAGAGUUCAUCUGGCAGGCCCAGCAGAUCACUGCCGGUGGUGCCAAGGCGCCUGAUAUGCCGGUCACCAAGGAAGCUGGCAAGCAGGAUGCCAACAAAGCUGUGGAUGGCCUCAAGACCCUGGGCACUCUGCUGAUCACCAAUGGGGAAUUCCGCAAGAUCUUGAGUGAUGCGAUGAUCCUUCUCCGUGACAUCGCCGCCGAUGCUUCUCAGAAGGUCGCAAACCAAGUUCGUCCGUCCGAGGAGCAGCUCGCUCAUAUUGAUGAGCCUGCCGAAGAAAACACCUGGCACGAGAAGCCCAACAUCUCCAAAGAGGAUAUGAAGAAGCGUUUCAAGAAGAAGGGCGACAAGGACAGCGUCGCCUCCCCUUCGAUCGCUGAGACUGCGGAGACCGCCGAGACUGGUGACAAUGCCUCCGUAACCCCCUCAGAGAUGAGCCGCCGCAAGAAGUAUGCCAAACAGACUCGGGAGUAUCUAUCUGAGAAGAUCCCCAAGGAGCGCCGCGAGCAGGCCAUUUGGCGCCUUAAGAAGAUGGUCAUUGAGAUCCAGGGCCACGCCGAUUACCAGCAAGCCGUCGAGACCUUGCUGUCCAUGGCGGAGAAGUAUGCCGGUCACACCAAGACUGCUUCCGCACAGAGUGGCACUGCUGUUAGCGAUAUUCGUUCCACUGAUGCUGUGAAGGCUGUUGAGCACAACCUGCGUACCCUUAUCGAGCGCUUUGCCAACAACACCUCCCUGUCCGAUUUCUUCGAGUCGCUGAACAACAUUUACCGUGAUGCAGACAGCGACCCCGAGCUGCGUGGCUGGUUCAAGAAUAUCGAUGUUUACAUCCGCAAGUGCCUGCGUGAGCAGGGCUUCAUCAUGGAAGAAGACUCCAACCGUCAGUGGAACGAGCUCUAUGACAAGGGUCGCUACUUGCUCCGGGAGCGCUACCGGACCCACACCGACCGCAUCGUGGACGAGACCAAGUUCCUUGCGGAGCAGUUUGACAAGGACCCACUGAACAAGGCUCUUGCCGAGUCGGUGCAGAAGCUGUUCCAAGACCUGGGCCGUGAUGCGGGUGGCAAGGUUGUUUUCAAGAAGCACCUGCUUAAAGACAUCCGGGACAUCAUUAUCCCCGGUAUUGUCGAAAAUGUUCGCUACAUUCCCAUCCCUCGUAUUGAGGUGUCUGAUCCCAUGGUCGACGUUGUGGUCGAGAACCUCACUAUUGAGAGUGACAACCUGAUGCCCAAUGUUGUCGAGUUCGGUAGCGAUAACUACUUCCGCUGGGGUCGCAAGAAGGUUACCAACAAGCGGGACAACAAAAUCAUGAUUGCUAUGUCCGGCAUUCAGGCCGAUCUUCGUGAUGUGAGCUACUACAUCAAGAAGAAGCAAGGCUUCCCCUCAAUCACCGACACGGGUGUAAUGGACAUCUUCCUUGGUGGUGAUGGCUUCAGCUUCAAGGUUGCUGCUUCUACUGUCAAAAAUGGUGACAAGCAGCACUUCGUCAAGCUUGACAAGGUGUCUGUGAACAUUAAGAACAUGGAUAUUAAGUUGAAGAAGUCGAAGCAUAAGGUUCUCUUUGCUACUUUCAAGCCCAUGCUUUUCCGUGUGGUCCGUCCGGCCCUGGAGAAGGUCGUCGAGGCGCAGAUCCGCGAGGCCUUCAAGAACGCUGAUGCAUUUGCGAACGAGAUCCAUACUGAGGCCGUCCGUGCCCAGGAGGCCGCUCGUGAAGACCCAGAGAACGCUCCCAGCAUCUUCUCCCGAUACGCCGAUGCCGUUCGUGCCCGCACCCAGGCCAAAGCUAAGGCUGCCGAGAAUGCUGUCAAGCGAGACACCAAGGUCCAGACUGUCAUGACCCUGCACGACUCUAUCUUCCCGGAUGUCAAGCUGCCUGGUGGCAUUUCCAACAAGGCCACCGAGUACGCUGACCUGGCCACCAAGGGCCAGAAGUGGGAGUCGCCCAUCUUCAGCAUCGGCGACGCUGCCGAAUCCACUAACAUCCCCGCCUCCGGUACUAUCACCCGCAAGGCACACACUACCGCCGAGGACGGAGCUGCUGGUACCACGGCCGGCGCUGGUGCGGCCGGUGUUGCCGCUGCUGCUGCAACCAAUGGCACAACCAAGGCAGAUGGCUACCCGUCUCGCGGCUUUUCGGAUGAAGUCGACCAGGCCUUCGUCAAUGACAAGACCAAUGACCUGAGCAAUGGUGUCAAGGCCGGCACAAAUGGCACUACACACGUCACCAAUGGCUCAACCUCCGUUGUCUAG
Molecule: messenger RNA, 2604 nt
Organism: Penicillium macrosclerotiorum
Lineage: Eukaryota; Fungi; Ascomycota; Eurotiomycetes; Eurotiales; Aspergillaceae
Exons: 7
Coding region: 1-2604 (867 amino acids)
Molecular function (GO): lipid binding
Source: RefSeq, a predicted model, not a curated record